Messenger RNA from Rhizopus microsporus ATCC 52813, 965 nucleotides. Its product is annotated as RNA-binding domain-containing protein. The coding region runs from base 116 to 742 and encodes 208 amino acids. The transcript has 4 exons. Lineage: Eukaryota; Fungi; Mucoromycota; Mucoromycetes; Mucorales; Rhizopodaceae. Gene Ontology annotation, biological process: mRNA export from nucleus. The record is from RefSeq and is a predicted model, not a curated record. Gene Ontology annotation, cellular component: nucleus. Gene Ontology annotation, molecular function: mRNA binding.
AUCUUAUCCAAUCAAAAAAUUCUGAGAUGAUUUAACUGAGUCCAACUUUCUCAUACAUUCGUAGCGCUUUUUUUUUCACUUUUUGCUCUUCUUGUUUUAAAUUAAAGCUAUUAAAAUGAAUAAUCCCGGCGCACUUGAUAUGGCUCUUGAUGAUGUCAUCUCACAAAACCGCAAACGUACUCAACGCAGCACCACUAGCAGCAGAGGUGGAAUCAACAAACGCCGUGGUACUCGUCCAUCAUCUUCGCCAUACAACAGACCUAGACGAACCAACGCACCUCCUACUAGAAGCAACGUCCCUCCUCCUAGAUCCAGUGCUCCUUCGCGUAGUAAUAGCUUGGUUGUUUCCAACCUGCAUUAUAAUGUUACAGAAAAAGAUCUUUAUGAUCUCUUUGGACAAAUUGGUAAAUUAAAGAGAGCUUUUCUUCAUAUUGGUCCCAAUGGUAAAUCUGCCGGUAUUGCCGAUGUGGUGUUUGUUAAUGCUAAUGAUGCUGAACGUGCCCGUGUGACAUACAACAAUGUUCAGUUAGAUGGUCGUCCUAUGCGCAUUACAACCGCAUCCAUCAUUUCUUCUGUUUCAGCACCAAGUAACGCUAGACCAAGAGGUAAUAACACCCGUCGCCCUACGCGUGGUGGUGGUAGCGGUAGAAGGGAAAAUCGUCCUAAACCUAGUCAACAGGACCUAGACGCUGAUAUGGACUCUUACAUGGGCGUAGCAGGCGAAGAUACUCAGAUGAACUAACCGUGCUUUUUUAAAUAAAAUUAAACGUUCAAGCUGACAUUUACACCAACAAGAAAUAUUUUUUGAAAUUAGCAAGGCAUACAUGAGAGAGAUUAUACACAGACCUUUAGAGAAGACUCAUGCUUAUUGCAGCCACUUUCACUAUUUUGAUUAUUACUUUAAUAAAAAACAUUUGCAUUUCUGAUUUUGUCUAUCAGUCACAUCUUGAUAUGUUUCCAAGGGU